Molecule: messenger RNA, 455 nt
Organism: Galdieria sulphuraria
Lineage: Eukaryota; Rhodophyta; Bangiophyceae; Galdieriales; Galdieriaceae
Exons: 1
Coding region: 11-433 (140 amino acids)
Source: RefSeq, a predicted model, not a curated record
AGAGGUGUGAAUGAAGUGCCAGUCCUUUACAAUGAAAAGUUCACAGUUGUCGUUUACAUUGAUAGGUUGUUUACCAAGUUGUUCUUGGUCCUGCGGUUGUUUUGGAAACAAGUACGUCUGGAAUAAGAAUGACGAACGCAGAACUCGUCGUUCGCACCUCCUACGUCUUAAGAAGAAAAGAUUGAACCUGAGCAGCUCUCUGUUGAAGGAUUCCGAACCAGGAGAUAAACAAAAUUUAGAUGCUUGUGCAGACAAAGUCGAUGUUGACGUUAAGCAACUUUAUGACUUACCUGCAGAGUAUUCAUCGCCUAUGAGUGGAGACGACUUUGGUUUGGCUUUAGAAAGGACUCUUUUGGCACUUCGAAAUAGGUUGGACAGAAAAGACUUUGAUAAGAUAUUUGACAGAAACGAUCCUUUUAUCGGAGAACUGUGAAAAGGCUAGGUUGUGUUUUUAA